Podospora pseudocomata is the source of this 4673-nucleotide messenger RNA. RefSeq names its product mRNA decay protein (gene NMD2). Bases 979 to 4416 code for a protein of 1145 amino acids. Gene Ontology annotation, biological process: nuclear-transcribed mRNA catabolic process, nonsense-mediated decay. Gene Ontology annotation, molecular function: RNA binding; protein binding. NCBI's taxonomy places the organism in Eukaryota, Fungi, Ascomycota, Sordariomycetes, Sordariales, Podosporaceae. The record is from RefSeq and is a predicted model, not a curated record. Gene Ontology annotation, cellular component: exon-exon junction complex; cytoplasm. The transcript has 5 exons.
GAUCGGACUCGCUUUUUUCGGUAGUUUUGUCUCUAUUUGAGGCUUUUGAUAUGGGCAGAGCUGUGAGAGACGUGACAGGGGUCAAGUGGGUGCCGAGACAUGACGUCUGGCUGGGGAGCACAGCGGACCGUGACCCCCGUGCCAAGCAUGCGGGCCGACCUGUUGAUUGUUCGGAUGUUCGGGGGCCACGGGCGGCCAGAACCUGUGACUGGGGAUUAUUCAGAGAAAGACAUUAUCAGGGACAGAACGAAUGUUCCUGCAUAUAUAUCGCUAGCAGUGGCCUAUCAGGUAUUGUAUUUGCAGAUACUGGAGGGGCUAAGGCUGGCGUAACUUUGAUCUGAUAAUUUCAUGACACGAGAUUGCUGGUCUCAAACCCUAACCCUUUCCCAGUGCCUCGUGACCAAGACGGGUAGCAACAGACAGGCCGCUUCUCCUUGUCACAGAUUCUCGAGUGAAACAACUGACAUUAGCCAUCUCACCGAUGUAUAAGGAUCCCAAUCAACUCAGAGAAGAUCAUAUGUCGUUAACUAGGUUGGUCUGGCUGCUGAAAAGCCAACUACAUAGCGGGGAUCCCCAGUGCCAAGAACCGCGUGCCGCGCCAAACCUGGUGGGGGAGUGGAACUACAGCCUUUUGAGGAAUUCAGCCAGGCCUGACUGACUGUAUUGAUAUCGUAUUCCGUCACCGGACACUUGCUUCCUUGCCUUGGACUUCGAGACAGAAACAACACCACUCAGCAAAGGCAAAAACGAAACACCCUCUCUGGGCGCCCACCGUAGUAGUUGUCAGAGACCUGGAGCAAAUCCCCAUCUUGCCUCUAGAGGCCCUUCCCACCGAGCGUCACCGAUGCCUUCCUUAGCUGACGGGGAUUGUCGCUUCCGAUUUCUGAACCCUUAGCAUCUCGAUCCAUAGUCGACGAAAACGAAUGAUUGCGCCCACGUAAAUCUCUUACUUGUACACAACAACAACACUCGCCCAUCAUGGAUCGCGCGCGCAGACGCGAGCUGCGCGAGCUCAACCAGAGGGUCUGGAAUGGAGAGAAGGAUCUCUUUCCCGUGGGCAAGUCCCUGGACUCGACCAUGAAGAAGAAUACCGCCUUCAUCAAACGUCUCCGUACCGCAAUUAGCCCCGCGACCAUGAACACCUUUCUCCAGGAGAUCAAGACUGUCAGCCUCUCCAAGUAUCUCUCCGAAAUCGUCUCCGCCUGCCACGAAGGCCUUUGCAAACUCAAAUCCCCCGGCGAGAUCGAAGCCGGCGUCGAAAUUGUCAGCGCCCUCCAUCAGCGCUUCGGUCCCGACGAGUUCACCAUGUAUCUGGGCUGGUAUCUUGGCAAGGCUAUGGCUACACCGGACAAGAGCUUCCUCAAAACCCUCUCGGCCGAAGCCAAAGAAAAGGAGGAACGCGACCGUCUGACUCGUCAGCGUGUCCUCCUGCGCGUCGUGACCGAGCUUUGGCUUGUAGGCAUUCUCAAAACCCUCGACGACAUCAAGCGGCCUGACGACGCUGCAAACGGAACCACGGGCAAGACCACUGAGGUCAAGUCCCGAGCAGCUGCCAAGGGAGCUGCUGCCGAACCGUUCCCGCUGGAAGUUCUGAAGGAUCUCCUGGGCCACGACCGUGAACAUGCAAAUUUGCCUCUGCUGGUGAUUUUCGUCAAGGCUUUUAGCUGGGAUAUUUUGGGAGUCAAGUCUGAUAGUCGAAAAACAGUGGGGGAAGAUGGCACCACCAAAGAGGACGAGACAAACGAAGAGCAGGAUGGCACGACGGAGGAAGAUGCUCCCUUCACUUCUCCCGAGCUCCAAGAGCGCUUUAGAAACGUUCUCAGGCGAUAUUUUGAGGACGUCAAGGGCCAUCUUGUUCGGGAUCAAAAGGCCAUUUUCAGCCAGUCUCGCAAGAACGCCGAGGCCUACGUGAAAUCGGGUGAAGUCUUUGAGGACCGUCAGGCGAACUUUGAGAAGCAGGUGAAGGCCCAGGAGCGCCUUGUUGCCAACGCCCAUGUGAUCGCCGAGAUCAUUGGGGCUGAGAUGCCCGAGUUGAAGGAUAGCGAUGACGCCAACGCAAACGCGAACGGCUCGAUCGGCAUAGUAAAGGCGGGAGAGUACCUCCGUGGACAAGGCGAUGGCUCCGGUAUCUGGGAGGACGAGGAGGAACGUCGCUUUUACGAAAACCUGGUUGAUCUCAAGGGCAAGGUUCCCGGCAUGCUUCUCGAAGAGGUCAAGAAAAAGAAGGCCGAGGACGAGCAAGUUGGUAAGAAGAUCGAUCCGGCCGAGGUUGAGGCGAAGCAGGCGGAGGCUGCAGUUGAUGAGCAGUCCAUGGCCAUUGCGAACAAGACCAUUGGUGCUCAGGUUGAUGCUCUUCUUGCUCGACUUCCGGAUCUCACCAGCAAGGAUGCCAUUGACCAAACCGCCAUCGACUUUUGCUUUCUCAACUCCAAGGCUUCUCGGAACAGGCUUAUCAAGGCCCUCACAGAUGUGCCCAAAGGGCGGGGCGAUCUCCUUCCCAGCUGGUCUAGGCUUGUCGCUACCCUUGGCCAAUACAUGCCAGACAUUCCCAAAGGUCUUGUGGACUAUCUUGAUGCCGAGUUCCGCAGCCUCCAACGCCGCAAAGAGAAGGAGUUCUUGGGCCAGGUCAGACUUGGCAAUAUCCGCUAUCUUGCCGAACUGACCAAGUUUGGGAUUGUCCCUGAACACGUCGUUUUCCAUUGCCUCAAGGUCAGUUUGGAUGAUUUCUCUCGAAUGAACAUCGAGAUCAUCUGCAACCUUUUGGAGAACUGCGGCCGAUACCUGCUCCGCAACCCAGAGACGUCGCCUCGCAUGGCCUCCUUCCUGGAGACUCUCCAGCGCAAGAAAUCUGUUCAGCAUAUUGGACAAGCCGAGCGCAUGCUUGUCGAGAACGCCGUGUACUAUGUCGAUCCUCCUCAACGGCCGGCCAUCCAGCAGAAGGAGAGAACCCCCAUCGAGCUCUUUGUCCGGAAGCUGGUCUACACGGAUCUGACCAAGCGCAACUACAGCAAGGUUGUCCGGCAGAUCCGCAGGCUUCACUGGGAAGAAAAGGAGGUUGUGACAAUCCUUCACAAGGUUCUUUCCAAGCCCGGAAAGGUCAAGUACAGCAACAUCCAUCUUCUCGUCGUUAUUCUGAGCGCCAUUCACCGCUAUCACAACGAGUUCGUGAUCAGCGUUAUUGACACCGUCAUCGAAUCUGUUGUGUUUGGGCUUGAGCAGAACAACUUUGAAUUCAACCAGCGCAGAAUUGCCGAAGUCAAAUACCUGGCAGAGAUGUACAACUACAGGAUGCUCGACCAUCCUGUAAUCUUUGAGAUCAUGUACAAGAUCAUGACCUUUGGGCAUGGAGGACCGCCCAUCCCCGGCCGUCUCGUAUCCUUUGACAUGCCAGACGACUUCUUCCGGAUCCGCCUGAUUGCGACAAUCCUGGAGACCUGCGGUGUGUUCUUCAACAAAGGUGCAGCCGGCAAGAAGCUGGAUUAUUUCCUCUCCUUCUUUCAGUACUACAUCUACACCAAGGACCCCCUGCCGAUGGACAUUGAGUUUUUGGUACAUGACAUCUUCUCGCUCACUCGCCCUCAGUGGAAGCUUGCUUCGAACUUGGAGGAAGCCUCGGAAGUCUUCCGGUUGGCCGUCAUUCAAGAUCACAAAACCUCAGGCAUGGACAGGAUUGCCGAGCAGGACGACAGAACUAGUGCUAUGUCGAGCGACGAUGAGGAUGGCAAUGAUCUUCAGGCCGGAGAGCAAGACGAUGAUGACGACGAGGACGCGGCUUCCGAUGAAGGCGAGGCCGAGGAAUCUGAGCAUCACGGCUCCUAUGCCAACAGCGAAUAUGAAGAAGAGGAGGAGAUUGUGGUCACCAGAGAAGAGGAGGAAGUCGACCCUGAAUACGAAGAAGAGUUUGAGCGGGAGUAUGCCAAGAUGAUGGCUGAGAGCUUUGGGGAUGCGCGCAAGUUCGAGCGCAAACCUCAGUUCGAUAUUCCCCUCCCUGUCCGCCCGAAAGCCCGUGAGGCUACAGGAGGCGAGCCCGCCGAGGCGGCCACGACCAACCCAGGCGGCACUAUGGCCUUCUCUUUGCUCACGAAGAAAGGAAACCGUCAACAGACACGGACUGUUGAACUGCCUUCUGAUUCCAACUUUGCCGUGGCUCUGAUCAACCAACGCCAGGCAGCCAAGGAGGAACAGCAGCGCAUCAAGAACCUUGUCCUCAACUACGAUCUCCGCGAGAAUGAGGAAAACGACGGUACUACCACCCUCCGGGACCCCCUUCAACUAUACAGCAAUAUUCACAACCGUGCAGGCAACGAGAAAACCAAUUCGUAUCACCACCACAACCGCAUCGACAACAGAGCCGCCAAGGAGCGCGGUGGACAGCGCGUCCGCAAGCUCCAACUCAGCGACGUCGACUGGACAUGAUUCUUGCGGCGAAAGACUGAUUUGGGCGUCUUUGUUCAAAACGCUCAUUUUUUUAUCAGACAUUCUUUAUUACUUGAGAGCAAACGGACGACCCUGACGACGUGCUCUUUUACCGACACCACUUGCCGGUCCCCCGAUGGGAGGAUCUACUGAGGUAGGUAUGGGGUUGAGAAAGCUGACGGAGGGAAUCGUGGAGGUUCGACAAAGAAAGGUUGUUGACCCGAUUGCAGACGAGUAACUAUCGCCGAUUUAAGGGG